GAACGUCGUCCACUCGAUAUUGUUCAGGUCAGUUGAAGCCAUCGAUAGAAGCGUGCUCGGAGGAUACAUUGUGAUAUAGCGAGUUUUGAUUGUUAUUUAGUGAAAUGGCAGCAAUCAGUUUGUUGAAUCCUAAAGCUGAAUUUGCUAGAGCUGCCCAAGCAUUGGCUGUUAAUAUAUCAGCUGCGAAGGGAAUUCAAGAUGUAAUGAGAACGAAUCUCGGGCCGAAGGGUACCAUGAAGAUGUUGGUGUCUGGAGCAGGUGAUAUUAAAAUCACCAAGGAUGGAAAUGUAUUGCUGCAUGAAAUGCAAAUACAACAUCCGACGGCGUCUCUGAUUGCCAGAGCAUCCACUGCUCAGGAUGAUGUUACUGGGGAUGGUACAACUAGCACAGUAUUAGUCAUUGGGGAACUUUUGAAGCAGGCUGAUAUAUAUAUAUCUGAGGGCCUCCAUCCCAGAAUGCUCACCGAAGGUUUCGAGUUAGCUAGAAUCAAGACUUUGGAAGUACUGGAUUCAUUGAAAAUCCUAAUCGAGCCAACAAAGGAAAAUCUAAUAAACAUUGCUAGAACAUCACUCAGAACUAAGGUUCAUCCCACCGUAGCGGACAAGCUAACAGAGAUCUGCGUAGACGCAGUUUUAACCAUUAUGCAAAAGGAUCAGGAGAUCGAUCUGCACAUGAUCGAGUUAAUGGAAAUGCAGCACAGAACCGCGGCUGACACAAACUUAAUUCGUGGUAUUGUAACCGACCAUGGAUCCAGACAUCCAGAUAUGCCUAAGAGAGUAGAGAAUGCUUACAUAUUGACUUGCAAUGUUAGCUUGGAAUAUGAGAAGAGCGAGGUAAAUAGCGGAUUCUUUUACAAAACUGCCGAGGAACGUGAGAAAUUGGUAGCUGCAGAACGUGAGUUCAUCGACAACCGGGUAAAGAAAAUAAUUGAGCUGAAGAAGAAAUUGUGUGACGGAACGGACAAAUCAUUUGUCGUGAUAAAUCAGAAGGGAAUUGAUCCACCGUCGUUGGAUAUGCUCGCUCGGGAGAACAUUUUGGCUUUGCGUAGAGCGAAACGUAGAAACAUGGAACGCUUAGCGCUGGCUUGCGGUGGAACAGCUAUGAAUUCCUUUGACGAUUUGAAGGAGGAACACUUGGGAUGGGCUGGACUUGUUUACGAACACGUAUUGGGGGAGACAAAAUACACGUUCAUUGAAGAAUGCAAAAAACCGAAUUCCGUGACGAUUCUAUUGAAGGGCCCAAAUAAAUAUACCUUAGAACAAUUGAAAGACGCUGUAAGAGAUGGCCUAAGAGCCAUUAAAAAUGCUAUUGAUGAUGGCGCAAUUAUUCCCGGUGCUGGUGCUUUCGAAGUAGCUGCUAGUCAAGCACUGCAUUUAUACAAAGAGAAAGUAAAAGGAAAACAACGCUUGGGCGUACAAGCUUAUGCAGAAGCUUUACUCGUCAUUCCGAAAACUCUCGCUGUAAAUAGUGGAUUCGAUGCACAAGAUACAAUUGUUAAGUUGUUAGAAGAAAGAUCUACGUUAGGCGAGGCAGUUGGAUUAGACAUUUCUACUGGUGAAGCGUUGAAACCCACAGAUGCUGGUAUAUAUGAUAAUUACAAUGUGAAGAAACAAAUUAUUAAUUCGUGCACAAUCAUCGCUAGUAAUCUUCUUUUGGUUGAUGAAAUUAUGAGAGCAGGAUUAUCGUCUCUAAAAGGUUAAAUCAUAUACAAAACGAGAACGCUUUAUGAUUUUAUGGUUCUUUUAUCUAACUUAAAUGUUAUAUUUGUAUGAUCUCUAUGCAUAAUUUCUAUGUUUUUAUAUGCUUCUAAGUAACAAGAGAAUUGCACAGCGUAACAAAUAAAAUGCUACUUUUAAAUUAAAACAUUUGAAAACGAUAAAAAUAUUAUGUUCUUUAUGAAUUUUCCAUCACUGAUUGGCAUACACACAUUGCGAAAUGAUCAUCUCAAAUAUAUGUAACUUUGUACAAUCAAUGAUUUAAAUAAAAGAAAAAAAAUAAAAUGAAA
Frieseomelitta varia is the source of this 2005-nucleotide messenger RNA. RefSeq names its product T-complex protein 1 subunit zeta (gene CCT6). Lineage: Eukaryota; Metazoa; Arthropoda; Insecta; Hymenoptera; Apidae. Bases 105 to 1700 code for a protein of 531 amino acids. The record is from RefSeq and is a predicted model, not a curated record. Gene Ontology annotation, molecular function: ATP binding; ATP hydrolysis activity; ATP-dependent protein folding chaperone. The transcript has 7 exons. Gene Ontology annotation, cellular component: chaperonin-containing T-complex. Gene Ontology annotation, biological process: protein folding.